AUGUUUGCCUCAAAUGCAGUGUCACAAAAGGUUGAGGGUAACUAUUCAGGAUCAAAUUACUCGGCGGCUACUGUUCUCAGUCCACCCGCUGCUCCACAACGUCCGCCUCCAUUGUCUGAUCAGUCCAUCGAUGACUGGCAAAGACAGAUAACUCAAGAUUUCAAUUAUAUUUAUGACACUCUUCAACGAAAACAAGACAGUUUAGGCACUAAACAAAUAGGCAUUGAAUCCAAUGAACAAAUUGUUGAGCCCUUCGGACACUUAUCCGAUACCAAUAGUGAAGAGAUGUUAGUUAUGCCGUUCAGUGACCCCAAAGAGCCUAUGUAUCAGUCGAAUAGGGAGGAAGUAGUACUGAAACCCAUCGACUUUACUCUCGAGAUGCCGACUACAGUAUCUCAACAUCAGUUCGAUGAACAACACGUCAACAUUCACUUCAAGACACCUAUCAAUCAAUUGAAAAUGGAUGACAUGAAUGGCGACGAACUUCAGAGAAGAAUCAAUGAUCAAACAUUGAACCGUUACUAUGACGCCGACUACCAGAGGACUGGCAAAGAAGACACUUAUAGUCUCCGAAGACACCAUUACUCGCCUACAACCCAUUCACCCGUUCAGUUGGAUCGAUAUGAUAAGGCAUACGCCGAAAAGGAAAAUAGGACUCAAUCGCGAAAAUUAGGGCGAGUUUUAUAUGACUUCCAGGCGUUGGCCACUCGCGAGUUGUCUGUAAAGAAAGGAGAUCUCGUCUUAAUUAAUAGACCCAAAGACCAUAAUUGGGUCGAAGUUGAGGACACAUAUAGCGGUUUAAUUGGUCUGGUGCCGCGUACUUACCUCGAUCUGGAACAGGAAGGUAUAGCCAAAGCCAAGUUCGACUUCGCCGCCAAAACUCCAGUAGAGAUUUCGUUCAAAAAAGGCGAAAAGUUAACUCUAUUGCGAAGAGUGGAUGAGAACUGGUAUGAAGGAGUGAACGCCAGGCAAGACGUCGGCAUAUUUCCCUGCAGUUAUGUCGAGGCUAUCAAACAGCCUUUGGCACUUCGACCUAAUAAUCAGAUUCUAUCUCCGGUUCAGUCUCUGUCACCACCAGAGCUGUCGGGCCCACAAAGGCCUGAAUCACCCGUUUAUGUGAACUCAUCGGUUCCUAACAAAAGAAUUGAUUCGACAUAUUCUCGACACGCUAUGAGAACUAACGUUGCGCCUAAGUUGUAUAAAGUGUUGUAUCCCUACAAACCGCAGCAAAUGGAUGAGUUAGAGCUACAACAGGGAGACCUCCUCACUGUGACCAUGCAUUGCGAUGACGGCUGGUUUGUGGGCCGGUCCACCAUUUCGGGCCAUUUCGGCACUUUUCCGGGCAAUUAUGUCGAGCAACUCUAAUACAUGUGUUUACUCAUCACUAAUACAUUAAUCACUUCAACACCACUCACACCAUGUAUUAAACGCUAGUCUUUUGAAAACUAAUUUACAAAACGAAACAAAUUAUUCACUUUAAUUUUUAUUGGUUUCUAACGAAUGAGUCCUAGAUACUAUAACAAAUUAUAUAAUAAAUUUCGCAAUGAGUUUAUUGCCAAAGAUUUCGAUGAAUUAUUGUUAAAACUUUUUAUGCCAGAAAUCGUUUGUCGAUAAAAACAAUUAGUUUUCAGACAAUUAUUUAUA
Messenger RNA from Oppiella nova, 1644 nucleotides. The record is from the annotation of a GenBank genome assembly. Lineage: Eukaryota; Metazoa; Arthropoda; Arachnida; Sarcoptiformes; Oppiidae.